This is a messenger RNA of Mycotypha africana, 977 nucleotides long. RefSeq lists its product as uncharacterized. The record is from RefSeq and is a predicted model, not a curated record. The transcript has a single exon. Bases 205 to 912 code for a protein of 235 amino acids. Lineage: Eukaryota; Fungi; Mucoromycota; Mucoromycetes; Mucorales; Mycotyphaceae.
CUUUGUUCAUUGUUCAAUUUUAUUAUCUUGUUGAAACAUUCAAUGCAAACAUUGACUCUUUCUUAUUUGACAACAAUACGAACCAGUUUAUAAAAAAUUGAUUAAAAAAAGAAAAGCCCACAAAAAAAGGAAAACGACCUCUCUCUCUCUCUCUAUUCUUACAUUUGAUACCCACCCUCAUCAUUAGACAACGCUAUAGAUAAAAUGAAUACUACCACUACUACAAAUAAUAAUAACUUCAUCUGUGGACUACAGCUCAUGUGUCUAACACCAGAAGAAGAAGAAUAUCCUUAUUCUUUCGAAGCGUCCGACAACAACUACGACAACGACGACGACGCCGACGACGUGAUGAAUCAUGUCUACAAUGACAAUGCUCAUAUCCAAUGGCUCGAUGACUCUGAAUGUCAAGAAAACUUAGCCACUAUUUUACCGCUGAAUCCUGAAGUUUGUAUGAUUGACAGCGACAAUCACAUUCAACCCAUGGAUGGUGUGCAUCUCUUUUUUGAAGAAUUGGGUUAUUUUUGUCAAGAACCAGAACCUAUUGAUCCAACGCGUGAUUAUGAUGCAGAAUUUAUCCAGGAAAGAGAUGACAAGAAAAAGGCCACGUUCGCGAAUGAACGACAAAGAAGACAUCAUAUUGAUUUAGAUGAAUACCAUCCUUUGGAUGUCAAGGAGAAUAAGAAGGGCCAGAGUAUGCCUUCUCUGGAUGAUACCAAUUCUGGCUUGUCAAGUACGUCUUCUUCCAUCUAUCAUGAAGAAACAUGCCCGCAUCUACAACAACAACAACAACACAAUCAAACAACUGCCUUUAUUCAUGACCUGCGUAGUCCUUUAAACCAUCAUGGUCUUUACGCCAAUACCAAAAUGACAGCUUAUGCUUAUGCUCCUCAUGUCGUUCGAACCCUCUUGUAAAUAGUUUAUAUUUUUAUUCUUUAUUUUUAUCAUGUUGCAUCCUUUUUUUUUUUCUUUACCCGGUU